Molecule: messenger RNA, 1838 nt
Organism: Syngnathus typhle (broad-nosed pipefish)
Lineage: Eukaryota; Metazoa; Chordata; Actinopteri; Syngnathiformes; Syngnathidae
Gene: cyribb
Product: family with sequence similarity 49 member Bb
Exons: 12
Coding region: 207-1184 (325 amino acids)
Biological process (GO): regulation of actin filament polymerization; positive regulation of T cell activation
Molecular function (GO): small GTPase binding
Source: RefSeq, a predicted model, not a curated record
GAUCGCGUAGAAGCGGACGGGAUUUUCUUCUUCUCCGUCUCCUCGUCCCGUUUCGUCCUCUUCUUUUUCCGUCUUCUUCGUGUUCUGGUCUGAAGCGUGCCGUCCAGCCCCCCCCCCCGCCGCCGGCGACAAGGAGAAGAGCUUGCCGGACCGCCGGGACCGGAGGCCAGCCGCCGGCUGCGACCUUGCCAGCAGCAGGUGCCAAGAUGGGGAACCUGCUGAAGGUGCUCACCUGCACCGACCUGGAACAGGAGCCCAAUUUCUUUCUGGAUUUCGAAAAUGCGAUGCCCACGGAGGGCGAACGUCACGUGUGGCAGCAGGUGGACGUGGUACUGAAGGACGCCGAAGCCAUCCUGGACGAGCUGCAGGCCUACAACGGUGCCGGCUGCGAGAUCAGAGAGGCCAUCCAGAACCCCAACGAUGAGGCGCUCCAGGAGCAGGCCUGGGCGGCGGUGGUCCCCCUGGUGGGCAGGCUCAAAAAGUUCUACGAGUUCUCCCAGAGAUUAGAGGCGGCGCUGCACAGCUUGCUGCGCGCUCUGACCAACGAGACGUACGACGACCCCACGCAGCACCUGGAGCGGGAGCAGGCGCUCGCCAAGCAGUUUGCCGAGAUCCUGCACUUCACGCUGCGCUUUGAUGAACUCAAGAUGACCACUCCUGCCAUUCAGAACGACUUCAGCUAUUACAGGCGAACGCUCAGUCGCAUGCGCAUCAACAACGUCCCCGCCGACAGUGAGAACGAAGUCAACAACGAGCUGGCUAAUCGGAUCUCGCUCUUCUACGCCGACGCCACGCCCAUGCUCAAGACCUUAAGCGACGGCACCACCAGGUUCGUGUCUGAGAACAAGAACCUGCCUAUCGAGAACACCACCGACUGCCUGAGCACCAUGGCCAGCAUCUGCAAAGUCAUGCUGGAAACGCCGGAAUAUCGCAGCCGCUUCGCCAGUGAGGACACGGUGUCCUUCUGCCUGCGGGUGAUGGUGGGCGUCAUCAUCCUGUACGACUACGUCCAUCCCGUCGGAGCCUUCGCCAAGUCUUCAAAGAUUGACAUGAAAGGUUGCAUCAAAGUGCUGAAGGAGCAACCGCCCAACACCGUGGAUGGUCUCCUCAAUGCUCUCAGGUAUACCACCAAGCAUCUAAACGACGAGUCUACUAACAAGAGCAUCAAGCUGAUGCUGCAGUAGCGGUCAGCUGCUCUUUCCGCCGCCGCUCAGCGUUCUGCUUGCUGGAAUGUCAUUUUGUUCCCCUUCUUUUCCAAAAAGAAGAAGAGCAGCCCAGCCCUCUUUUGCUUAUUGCAAAUUGCUACUGCUGUCUGCAGCGCCGAACUCCGACGUGAGUGGCAGCUGACGCGAGCGUUGCGGCUCCUGAAAACUUAAUUCCCCUCUUUUCGAGGGAUGGGGGCUUGGACUUGAGCUUGAUUUAAAAGAGAGAGAAAUAUAGAGAAGUAUUUUGCUUUGUUUUGUUAUUUAAGACGUCGUUCUCCGCAUGAUGACCUUGAUUCAGGUUGUGUGUCUAUUUAAUAAGUUGAAGAUCUGUUUGGGUUGAGCUUGUCUGCUGUGUCGUGCGUGUGCGAAAAAACAAAUCUGCUGUCUCUCGUCCAAAUGGUACUUGUGGCAAUCACAUUGAAGAGUAGAAUACUGUUUUGGUUGAUAUAUUUUUAUACAGGUAUAAAAUUGUGCAGAAUGUCCUUUAUUUUCAUGGUUGUUUUAUUUUUUAAAUUUUUUGCUGACUUUUAAAACUGUGAUUUGUGCAAAAAAAAAAAAAAAAACUGCAAGUGAAAAGUGAGAUUGUAAAUCAAUGGAGGAAUUAAAAGGUGGAAUGCUUGUUUUUCUACAAGA